Messenger RNA from Musca vetustissima, 1431 nucleotides. Its product is annotated as fork head domain transcription factor slp2-like. NCBI's taxonomy places the organism in Eukaryota, Metazoa, Arthropoda, Insecta, Diptera, Muscidae. The transcript has 2 exons. Gene Ontology annotation, cellular component: nucleus. Bases 76 to 1431 code for a protein of 451 amino acids. Gene Ontology annotation, biological process: regulation of transcription by RNA polymerase II. The record is from RefSeq and is a predicted model, not a curated record. Gene Ontology annotation, molecular function: sequence-specific double-stranded DNA binding; DNA-binding transcription factor activity.
CUCCAUCCCAACCUGCAACAGUUGCAUCAGCAGGCCUUGAUUGAUACCCACAAUCAGUUGCAACAAUUCUAUAAAAUGGCCAGGACACCUCAUCUCAAGUCAAGCUUUUCCAUAAAUUCCAUUCUACCCGAAACGGUGGAGGACAGCAACAACAGUAGCCAUCACAAUAACAACAACAGAUCGUUAAGUGGUGAUCAUCAUUUACGGCAGCCCUAUACCAAUCUUUGUGAUGAUGUUGAGGGGCCAGAUGCCGAUUCGGAUUUAGAUGUUACCAGCAUGUCACCGCCACCACCCACCGACGACGAGGAAAGUGAUCUCGAAGAAGGUCUUGACCCAGAUGGAGAAACAGAGGAUCUCGAUUUAGACGGUGAUGUUGAUGCCGAUGGCACAGAGGGUGAUGCCACCGAAACCGAAAGCAAAGAAGGUGGUGAGGGUGGCGACAAGCCCGCCACCGACAAGAAAGGCAAUGAAAAACCUCCGUACAGUUACAAUGCUCUCAUUAUGAUGGCCAUACGACAAAGCCCCGAAAAGCGCUUGACUCUCAAUGGCAUCUAUGAAUAUAUCAUGACCAAUUUCCCCUAUUAUCGGGACAAUAAACAGGGUUGGCAAAACUCCAUACGACACAAUCUGAGCCUGAACAAAUGCUUCGUCAAAGUUCCUCGCCAUUAUGAUGAUCCCGGUAAGGGCAACUAUUGGAUGUUAGAUCCAUCGGCGGAUGAUGUUUUCAUUGGUGGUUCCACGGGGAAAUUACGUAGACGUACCACUGCCGCUUCGCGUUCCCGCCUGGCUGCCUUUAAACGUUCCUUAAUUGGUCCCAUGUUUACCGGCUUGGGUUAUCCACAAUUUAAUCAGUUCCUUUAUCCUCCCCAGGCUGCGGCCACCGGAGCACCCAAUCCCGGCCUGCUGGCCAGUAUGUACGGUAGAUAUAAUCCUUUUGUGCCAAAGAAUCCCGCCUUACCACCCUCACCCUUUGCUGCGGCCCGGGUAAGUCCCGCAAUGGCGGCGGCGGCCAAUUAUAGCAACAUGGAACGUCUACUAUCCGCCGCCAUGCCUCCGCAAGCGCAUCCUGCAGCCGCUGCAGCGGCGGCUGCUGCCUCCCUACCCGCCUCUGAUCUCUAUCAACGUUUACAAUAUCAACAACUGUUGCAACAACAUGCAGCGGCGGCGGCCAUUGCUGCCCAUCAACGACAUCAACAGCAACAACAACAACAGCAGCAGCAACAACAAUUAUCAUCACUACAUCAUCUAGCUAGUCCGCCGGGUGGCCAUCCAGCGGCUGGAGGACCUCUGCAUCAGCCGUUGCAAGUUCUAACGCAUUUAGGACAACCGCCCUCCUCACCAUCCCAUUCAAUAUCACCGACGGUCGGAGCUGCAGCCUCACCACCCGGUCCAAUUUUAAAGCCGGUAACUGUCGUUUCACGAAAUAGCUGA